This is a messenger RNA of Erinaceus europaeus (western European hedgehog), 2088 nucleotides long. RefSeq names its product hyaluronan and proteoglycan link protein 1 (gene HAPLN1). Lineage: Eukaryota; Metazoa; Chordata; Mammalia; Eulipotyphla; Erinaceidae. The coding region runs from base 533 to 1597 and encodes 354 amino acids. Gene Ontology annotation, molecular function: hyaluronic acid binding. The transcript has 5 exons. The record is from RefSeq and is a predicted model, not a curated record. Gene Ontology annotation, biological process: cell adhesion.
UGCCCUCCGCAUUAUUUGUUUCUCUUCCCCAGCCCCUCUGGAGAGACUCAGCAGUGGUUGUGGGUUGGGGUUUGUGGUUGUAGUCGGGCUUUCCCUGAAGCCUUGAGCUGGAUUCUGCAGUGUCUGAGCAGAGGGAAAGUCAUCUAAGAGACUGCUAUUUCACAAGGUCUGGGUACAGAGCUGCCCCUCCCUUCCUCCCUGAAGUUUUCGUGAAGUGCACAUUGGGCUGUAAUUAGGGGAUCUGGGAGGAGAACUUUCCUAGUGACGCUUUGCUUUUCUUCUGCUCUUGGUGAGAAGUGCCCCCUUCUUCCUAGGAUCAGGAUCUCUGCCAUCCAGCACCACAAAGAGACAUUCUGAACACACACACACACACACACACACACACACACACACACACACACACACACACACACUUAAGGUGGGUGGAAACAGCACUAGCUUCACUUCAUCUCCAGGCUCCAACUUCAGCAGGACUUGAGCAGCUGAACUUCUGGAUUUCAACAAAAGUGAAGAAGAUCCUCUCGUUAGAAAGAUGAAGAGUUUACUUCUUCUGGUGCUGAUUUCAAUCUGCCGGGCUGAUCACCAUUCAGACAACUACACCCUAGAUCCUAACAGAGUUAUUCACAUCCAAGCAGAAAAUGCCCCCCGCCUUCUUGUGGAAGCAGAACAAGACAAGGUGUUCUCACAUAGAGGUGGCAACGUUACACUUCCGUGCAGAUUUUAUCGAGACCCUACAGCAUUUGGCUCAGGAACCCACAAAAUCCGAAUUAAGUGGACCAAGCUAACUUCAGAUUACCUCAAGGAAGUAGAUGUUUUCGUUUCUAUGGGAUACCACAAAAAGACUUAUGGAAGCUACCAGGGUAGGGUGUUUCUGAAGAGAGAGAGCGAGAAUGACGCUUCUCUGGUGAUCACAGGCCUUAGUCUGGAGGAUUACGGAAGAUACAAGUGUGAGGUCAUUGAAGGACUAGAUGAUGACACUGCUGUAGUAGCUUUAGACUUACAAGGUGUGCUAUUUCCUUACUUCCCACGACUGGGGCGUUACAAUCUUAACUUCCAUGAGGCGCAACAAGCUUGCCUGGACCAGGACGCAGUGAUUGCCUCCUUUGACCAGCUGUAUGAUGCCUGGCGGGGCGGGCUAGACUGGUGCAACGCCGGCUGGCUCAGCGACGGGUCUGUGCAGUACCCCAUCACAAAGCCCAGAGAACCCUGCGGAGGCCAGAAUACAGUGCCUGGAGUCAGGAACUAUGGGUUUUGGGAUAAAGAUAAAAGCCGAUAUGAUGUUUUCUGUUUCACAUCCAACUUCAAUGGCCGUUUUUACUACCUGAUUCACCCCACCAAACUGACCUAUGAUGAAGCCGUGCAGGCGUGUCUCAAUGAUGGUGCUCAGAUUGCAAAAGUGGGCCAGAUGUUUGCUGCCUGGAAACUCCUGGGAUAUGACCGCUGUGAUGCGGGUUGGUUGGCAGAUGGCAGCGUCCGCUACCCCAUCUCUAGGCCGAGAAGGCGCUGCAGUCCUGCGGAGGCUGCUGUGCGUUUCGUGGGCUUCCCUGAUAAAAAGCAUAAGCUGUAUGGUGUCUACUGUUUCAGAGCAUACAACUGAACGCACCCCUAGAGCGUGUCAGUUUUAAAGUCAUUUAAGAACAUGUGAAAGGGGUUUUGUUUGUUUGUUUGUUUUUCAAUAUGAACUCAUGCCAGUUACCAAAACUGUGAUAACCUUUUUUUUUUUUUACUUACUGUAAAGAGUCAUUUUCAUAAAGACCAAUUCAUCAAUUUGUUUUUUGUAAAGUUCUCAUUCAGUAUAUAUUAUAAAUUAAUAUAAUUUUAAGGGAAGUGCUACAUAAGGCGGUUUAGGAGCCACACUAUCCAAGCGGCGUCAUCACCGUGAAGUAUUCUUUCAUCGAUGGUGAGGCAUGCAAUAGCUGGAGGAUUGUUAGGGUCAGUGUUCACAAAGUAAAGUUACUCAGAGCUGCAGCUUCCAUGAGCACAAAUUUUACACAUUUUUACAGGUUUGAAAUGCAGUACAGUAAGACCAGUUAGAGCGACAGGCUUGAAAUGCAGACUUCUUCACAAAGAACUGAGAUUCUGAGAGGC